Mytilus californianus (California mussel) is the source of this 2883-nucleotide messenger RNA. Its product is annotated as ankyrin repeat domain-containing protein 50-like. Gene Ontology annotation, molecular function: protein binding. The transcript is spliced from 4 exons. Lineage: Eukaryota; Metazoa; Mollusca; Bivalvia; Mytilida; Mytilidae. The coding region runs from base 1 to 2883 and encodes 960 amino acids. The record is from RefSeq and is a predicted model, not a curated record.
AUGAAAAGAUUAAAUGCCCUUGAAGAAAAUGUUGAUGCAUUGAAAGAGAAAAAUUUUCAGCUGAUUCAUAAGAAAAUCGAAGAACUGGCACGUACACAAGACGAAGUUGUUCCUAAAAACAUUCUUGAGCAGUUUGAAAAACGCUUGAAACAGUGGUCUGAGGAUGACCAAAAGUUUGUUAAUACAGAGGCAGAAAAAAAAGUAAUGGAAACUAUCAUGACAAAAAGUUGUAUAACAAUCAUUGGAAAUUCGGGCACUAGAAAAAGUUUCCUUUCAAGACAUAUUGCCCUGAAGAUGAUGGAACAAGGCUAUAUCAUAAUACCAUGUAGUAUUCCUGACGAUGUAAGACAAUGGUUUAAACAUCAAAGGAACACUUUAUUUGUCUUUGAUGAUGUUUGUGGACGGUAUACCCUUAAUCAACAGAUCUUCAAUGAGUGGAUACAAAGGCUUGACCAUAUUAAAUCUCUUCUUGAAGACAAAUGUUGUAAAAUUAUUUCCACAUGUAGACAAGAAGUUUAUAAAGAUGAAAAAUUCAGCAGUAUAUCUAUAUUCAAAAUGAAUAAAAUUGAUUUAAGUUCUCUCGAAUUCAGACUAAACAAAACUGAAAAAUUAGCUUUAGCUGAAAUGUACAUCAAUGAAAAUACUGAUAAGGUUAUUGAAUUAUCAGGGACAUAUGAUUUUUUCCCACUUUUAUGUAGUUUGUAUCAGAAACAGAAACUCCACAAACAUGUAACCCUAGAUAAUUUUUUCAGCAACCCAUUUGAUGUUUUUAAAGAUGAACUUAAAAACCUGUAUAUUGAAGGUGAUGAUGGUAAGAUGAAAUAUUGUGGCUUAGUCCUUUGUGUAAUGUUUAAUAACACAAUUACAGAAGAAAACCUGUCCAAUAAUGAUAAGGAACUAGCAGCAGUGAUUGAAGAUUUACUUGUAGAGUGUGAACUGAAUAAAGGAACAUCAGUCAAACGUUUAAAGAAAUCCCUUGAAACACUUGAAGGUACAUAUGUGGUCAAAGACGAUAGUACAUACAAAAUUAUCCAUGAUAAAUUGUUUGAUUUUCUGGCCAAGAACUUUGGAGAGAAUAUGUUACAGCUCUUUAUUGAUCAUUCUGAAACUGACUUCAUAUGUGAAAGAUUUCUAUGGAAAAUACCUGGUAACAUAGACACAUAUAUAGAGUUUGUUAUUAAAAUAUCUGAUAAUCAUAUCAAUAGAUACAUAAAAAGAUUACUUAAAGACUGGGAGAACGGUUAUGUAGACAAUGUAUUUAUGAAUAGAAACAUGCAUUCUCCUUCAUUUACAGAGAAGUUCAUAAACUAUAUAAACAAACUGGAUCGAUCAAAACAAGAAGAACUUGCAUGUCAACAAGAUAUGAACAGUAUAGAUAUAGCCCUCGGAGGGUGUUGCUAUAUGGGAACUGUUGACUUGGUCAAAUGGUUGAUAUACAGAAAAAGCAAUAUCAAUUAUUGUACACAUGAUAGUUACUUUUCGUUAUUCUGGGCAAGUCAGGAAGGACAUGAUGAUGUUGUUAAAGAACUGUUACAACAUUCAGCUGACAUAAACCAUUGUAAAAAUAAUGGGGUAUCAUAUCUGUAUAUAGCAAGUGAGAAUGGACAUGUUAAUGUUGUUAAGGAACUGCUACAGCAUUCAGCAGAUGUCAAUAUAUGUAGAAAUGAUGGGAUCCAACCACUACAUAUUGCUUGUUACAACAACUGGAUUGAGGUUGUUAAUCUUCUUCUUCAGUAUGCUGAUGUUGCUAUUGAUCACUGCGAUAAUGAUGAUCGUUCAUCUAUUUAUUGGGCAAGUCAACAAGGUAAUGUUCAUGUGGUCAAAGAACUGUUACAAAAAUCAGCAGCAGUAAACAAAUGUAAGAAUAAUGGUGUGUCACCUCUGUAUAUAGCAAGUCAAAAUGGACAUGUAGAUGUUGUUAAAGAACUAUUGCAUUAUUCAGCAGAUGUCAAUUUAUGUAACAAUGAUGGCAUUCCACCUCUACAGAUUGCUUGUUUCAACAGUAUUGAGGUAGUGCAUGUUCUUCUUCAGUGUGAUGAUGUUGAUAUUGAUCUCUGUGAUGAUGCUGGAUGUUCUUCACUGUUUUGCGCAACAAGUCAUAAAGGACAUUUUGAUGUUGUUAAAGAACUGUUACAACAUUCAGCUGAUGUACAUAAGUGUAACAAAAAUGGUGCAUCACCUCUGUAUAUAGCAAGUGAGAAAGGACAUGCUGAUGUUGUGAAAGAACUGUUACAAAAUUCAGCUGAUGCUAAUAAAUGUACCAAUAAUGGUGAAUCACCUCUGUUUAUAGCAGGUCAGGAAGGACAUGUUGAUGUUGUGAAAGAACUGUUACAACACUCAGCUAAUGUAAAUAAAUGUUCAAAUGAUGGUGUAUCACCUUUGUUAAUUACAGGUCAGGACGCACAUAUUAAUUUUAUUAAAGAACUUUUAAGACAUUCAGCUGAUGCCAAUAAAUGUAGUAAUGAUGGUACCACACCACUACAGAUUGCUUGUUACAACAACAGGAUAGAGGUUGUACGUGUACUUCUGCGGUGUGAUGAUAUUGAUAUUGAUCUCUGUGGUAACAAUGGCUGUUCUUCACUUUAUUGGGCAAGUCUGGAAGGACUUGUUGAUGCUGUUAAAAACUUUUUACAUCAUUCAGGUGAUGUCAAUAAAUGUAACAAUAUUGGUGUAUCACCUCUUCUUAUAGCAAGUAAAAAUGGACAUGUGGAUGUUGUUAAAGAACUGUUACAACAUUCAGCUGAUGUAAAUCAGUGUGCCAAUGAUGGUGCAUCACCUCUGGAUAAAGCAAGUCAGCAGGGAUAUACUGAUGUUCUUAAAGAACUGUUUAAGCAUUCGCCAGAUGUCAACCACUGUAGUGUUGAUGGUUAUUCGUCUCUUUAA